GCUUUCCACCCAAGCGGGGGAGGCGGGCGGGCAGGAAGCGGAGCCAGCGCCGGCGAAAGAAAGACUCCAAUUCCCAGCCCCCCGCCCCACGGGGUGCGGGCCGCCGGCGCAUGCGCGUGGCCCGGCCCCCAAUUCCCCCAGCGAGGGAGGGAGGCCCCCGGCGGCCGGGAGGCUGCGAGCCGCGGCGGGACCCGAGCGCAAGCAGGGGCGCGGCGGCGACGAGCGCGAGCGGGGCUGCGGAGGCUAACGUCGAGAGCGUGGGGCGCCCCGCGCGCGCGCGCCGAGCCGCGUGCAGACACCCGAGGGCACCGCCGGCUUGGCCCUGAGAGGGGCCUGGCACCCGCAGCCCCCCACGCCCGAAGAGGGAUGCGUGAGUUUUCGCCCCGGCUCGAGGGCAGGAUGUGGGAGCAGGACAAAGGCUGGGCGGCGGGGGAGGAGUUGGGGACGGCGAGCCGGUGGCCGCUGCCGGAGCUCCAGCCUUGGGUGAGCUAGCGGAGUCGGCAACUUUCUGCGCAACUUUUGCAAAAAGGAAGAUAAAAAUUCUGCAAGUUGUUGCAGAGUUCCAGGUGGCCCCGGCUCCCUCGAGCAGAGGGCAAGGGGGCACCGCACCCUUGGCUGGGACCGGAGGCGACCACCGGCUCCUCUCAGCGGGGUAGGAAGGGGCGCCCAUUCGGGCCCUGGCCGGGGACGAGCGAGAAUAGGGAUGCCGCGGGUCCGAGCCGGGGAGGCGUGCUGCGGCUGCUCAAGUUGCCCGUGUCCACGCAGGGUGCGCCCUGAGAGCCCGGUAGCGUCGGAUCUCUGUGCUGCAUACCCGAUGAUGGAUGAACCGUGGUGGGAAGGGCGCGUCGCCUCAGACGUCCACUGCACCCUGCGCGAGAAGGAGCUGAAGCUGCCCGCCUUCCGAGCCCACUCCCCACUGUUGAAGAGCCGCCGGUUCUUUGUGGACAUCCUGACCCUGCUGAGCAGCCACUGUCAGCUGUGCCCCUCGGCCCGGCACCUGGCUGUCUACCUGCUGGACCACUUCCUGGACCGCUACAACAUCACCACCUCCAAGCAGCUGUAUGCCGUGGCGGUCUCCUGCCUCCUGCUCGCAAGUAAGUUCGAGGACAGGGAAGACCACGUGCCCAAGCUGGAGCAGAUAAACAGUACAAGGGUCCUGAACGGCCAGAACUUCACCCUCACCAAGAAGGAGCUGCUCAGCACAGAGCUGCUGCUCCUGGAAGCCUUCAGCUGGAACCUCUGCCUGCCCACGCCCGCCCACUUUCUGGACUACUACCUCUCAGCCUCCGUCAGCCAGAAGGAUCGGCACUGCCACAGCUGGCCCGCCACCUGCCCCCGCAAGACCAAAGAGUGCCUCAAGGAGUAUGCCCACUACUUCCUAGAGGUUACCCUGCAAGAUCAUAUUUUCUACAAAUUCCAGCCUUCUGUGGUGGCCGCAGCCUGCGUUGGGGCCUCCAGGAUUUGCCUUCAGCUUUCCCCCUACUGGACCAGAGACCUACAGAGGAUCUCAAAUUACUCUCUGGAACAUCUCAGCACAUGCAUUGAAAUCCUGCUGGUAGCUUAUGACAAUGUCUUCAAGGAUGCUGUUGCGGUCAAGAGCCAGGCCUUGGCAAUGGUGCCUGGCACGCCCCCUGCCACCACCCAGGUGUUGUUCCAGCCACCCACCUACCCCACCCUGAGCCAGCCGACGACACCAGCCCUGGCGCCAUUUCAGACCCCCGUGCAGGACCUAUGCUUGGCCUAUCGGGACUCGCUGCAGGCUCAUCGCUCUGGGAGCCUGCUCUCAGGAGGCUCUGGCUCCUCCCUCCAUGCCCUGUACCCCACCCUCCAGCCCCUGGACGUGUGUCCCGUGUCCCUCCCCACGCCCCUCAGCAUGCAGAUGGCCAUCGCAGCUGAGCCCAGGCACUGCCUCACCACCACCUAUGGAAGCAGCUACUUCAGCGGAAGCCACGCGUUCCCCACGGGCUGUUUCGACAGAUAGGGCACCUUUGGGCCACACAGGGAGCCCUUGGAGACCCACCUGGGCAGAGGACGAGGACACAGGUGAGGGGAGCUCAGCGGAGUGAGGCAGUGGGGAGGCCAUCCCCACAGAGCCUCAUUGUUACCCUUGAACGGAGAGGGUUCAUGUUCUUUUUAAAUAAAGCUGACCCCCAGCAAAACAGUCCAUGACAACCUCCCCCGAGAGCAUUCCUCUGGAAAGUGUCUUCCACAUAUGUAGCUGGGGUGCAAGGGGGUGGCUCGGCCACCACCCUCUGGAGGAGGGACCCUCUGAAUUGAGAAAGACUUGGUGAGAGGCCAGGAGACUGGAAACUGGAUGCAGACUGCCAGUCCACGAGCAUGUUUGGUUUUUAGCAUCAAAGACUUCUUUACUUCUCGCCAGUGGCAGCUACACUGAAAAAGAAGGGGACUGCAUGAUGUAUCCUCAGGACCCCAGCAGGUGCCGCAUUGGGUGCUCUUUCCCUGCCUCCAUACAGAAGAGCUGUGUGUGUGUGUGUAUGCCUAAGCGUCGGCCUUCUGAGGCACGGCAGCCGGCUGUCUUGCCUUUGUUGUCGGACCUAAAACCUUAUUAGGCCUUUUAGAUAUCUCACAUGCUGCUGCUUCCUGAAGUGACCUAGCUUUCUGUUCAGUAAGAUAUCUUGUUUACAUAGUGUAUCAGGGAUUUUACGAUACUUGAAAAUUCCUUAGGAGAGAAAAAAUGUUGAUUGCCACACUGCCUGUCCCAUGCAAGGGCUGUAGGUUCGGACCCAGCUUGUAACAACAAACAGGUAGUUGGGGAGAGCAACUCCCCAGGCUCUCAGUUCAAGAAGAUUCCACAUCUUGGAUGCUGUGUUCACCUGUAGAACUUUGACAGCCACCCAGAGGAGAAGUGGUUGAAAGGUAGACAGAGGUUUACAACCAACAACCCUAACCCCGCUCCACCAGGUGCUUACGGUAUGUGAGUUUGGCUAAUAGGGAAGGCUAAUAAUGUGGAAUGUUUGCUUCGUGCCAGCUAGAGUCGGGGAGCGGGGCAUGGACAGGGGUAUAUAUCACAAAUACAGGCAAGCAAUUGGUUGGAUCGAAAGCCAGUGUUUGGGCACCUACAGCAAGAGGGCCCUCAGGAAGACUCUCAUAACCAUGUGCAAUAUGUUUUUAUUCUGACUCAUGGCUUGUGCUAGUUGUGUUUUUUUGGUUUGUUCCGAGUCGGGGCGACACACUGUUCACCCAUCAGAACUGGGAGGUGUAAAGAACAACGGAGACAUUUUGUUUGUUUGUUUUAAGAAGAACCCAUCUUGGUUUUCUUGGCUUAUUUGCCCGUCAGUGCAGGAGACUGGCUCGGGGACUAUCAGGAAGGCGGCCGUGUGCUGCUGAAUUGGAUCCGAAGGUGAUUUUCAGAGCAGAUGAAGGCUUCGGUGUGGAAGCAGAAUAAGAAGAGGUAACGCGAAUAAGGCACCGGUGCCGCUGUGUCACAUGAGUGUAGGAAGACUACACGUUUGUUUGUUGCUUUUCUCUUUUUCCUUUGCCAACCUCCUUCUAUUUAUGUGAGACUGGUUUGGAUUCCAAGUUGUUGUGUCUGUCUGGCCUGGGACUGGGGCUUGUGAAGGGCCCUCCAGUAGAGCCUCACAGCCAGCCCAGCACGCAGAAGAAGGCGUCUUGCAAUAAACAGAUCA
This is a messenger RNA of Prionailurus viverrinus (fishing cat), 3647 nucleotides long. It is a transcript of the gene CCNJL, whose product is annotated as cyclin J like. Gene Ontology annotation, molecular function: cyclin-dependent protein serine/threonine kinase regulator activity. Bases 704 to 1981 code for a protein of 425 amino acids. Gene Ontology annotation, biological process: regulation of cyclin-dependent protein serine/threonine kinase activity; mitotic cell cycle phase transition. Lineage: Eukaryota; Metazoa; Chordata; Mammalia; Carnivora; Felidae. The record is from RefSeq and is a predicted model, not a curated record. Gene Ontology annotation, cellular component: nucleus; cyclin-dependent protein kinase holoenzyme complex; cytoplasm. The transcript is spliced from 5 exons.